CCAGCUAGUGCUAGAGCGAAUAAUAACGAAAACAGUUGUUCAAACAGAAAGACCUAAUGAGCAAAACCGUGACAAGGAAGAUAUUCUCCCGAUGUACAUCUCCGGACCAUAUCCGGAUAUCUCGUAAAACUUUUGGCGAUAAGUCUUCUGAUGCGAAACCAGCACCAGAGAUGGCUUAAAAGUGGUAUUGGAGUUUUGGAGAUGGUGUGCAGUCAGAGGAAUAAUCGAACGCAAGAAAAGUCCAACUGGCUGUGUGCACUGAUCAAAAUACACGGCAAAUGAACGAGUUGUAAGAAUGCUGCAUCGAUCCAGCUGCAAGGAAUACGUUAAACUAACGGUGCAGAAUCCGAGGUCGGCAGGAACAUCUUGCCUCGUUGUGCAUCAAAAAACAGGCCAUAGGACGAUUCUUCAUCAAUAUCGCUAUCGAGGGAUCGGCUGCGAGAUCCAUCACUACGAGCUACGUCGUCAAAGUUGCCAUUGCAAAAGAAUCUCACCAUCCCCGUCCGGCAGAGAACAUUUGUAUCGGAGGUCUCGCAUCGGAUGAUUUUAAGGCAAACAACGUUAUCUUAAUUUACGAAUAUGCGCGCCCUAGCCGCAGAUAUGGCCAACAGCAUGGGCGGAACGGAUGGGGUCCAGUUUCUCAAAGUAUCAAGCGCCAUUUUUUACGGUGUCUCGUCGUUCCUAAUUACGGUUGUAAACAAAACCGUACUAACCAGCUAUCGAUUUCCGUCGUUUCUUGUGCUCAGCUUGGGCCAACUAACGGCAAGUAUCGUCGUACUGUUCGUGGCCAAGCGACUCGGCCUCGUUAAGUACCCUGAUUUCAGCCGCGACAUCGCUCGGCGCAUAUUUCCGCUUCCGCUCAUCUACCUCGGCAACAUGAUGUUCGGGUUGGGUGGAACACAAGCCCUCAGUCUGCCAAUGUUUGCCGCCUUGCGCCGCUUUUCCAUACUCCUUACCAUGUUGCUCGAAUUGCUGGUGCUCGGCAUUCGACCGACACUCGCGGUAAAGGUGAGCGUUUUCGCAAUGGUGGGUGGCGCCCUAAUGGCCGCGCUGGACGAUCUAUCCUUCAACCUGCAAGGCUACCUAUAUGUGAUGAUCACCAACACGUUAACCGCUGCCAACGGUGUAUAUAUGAAGAAAAAGCUGGACACAGCCGACAUGGGCAAGUACGGACUGAUGUACUACAACUCACUGUUCAUGGUUCUACCUGCGUUCUUCGGAACGUGGCUAGCCGGUGACCUGGACCGAGCAUGGCAGUAUGAUGGCUGGAACGAUCCACUGUUUGCCGGUCAAUUCCUACUGUCGUGUGUGAUGGGCUUCGUUCUGUCGUACAGCAUCAUCUUGUGCACCCAGCAUAACUCUGCCCUCACGACAACGAUCGUCGGUUGCCUCAAGAACAUCAGCGUAACUUACAUCGGCAUGUUCAUCGGGGGUGAUUACGUGUUCUCGUGGCUCAAUGCCAUCGGCAUCAACAUAAGUGUUACUGGGAGCCUGCUCUACACAUACGUCACCUUUCGUAAGAAGCCGAGCAGCGGUUCUGGGAGUGGUUCCGGAGACACCAACUCCGCAGACAAGAAAUUGUUGUUACCCGCCGGUGGUCGGAUCGAUAAUGUUUAAGAUAGAUUUCUGCAGGGGCAUAAGAGGCGAUAAGUUUUAUCGCCGAAGGAUCAUAGCAUAAUUAACAAAACCAAAGGGACAAACGGGCGGGCAUAUAUAUUUAUAAAGGCGCAGAUGAGGCCAACAGCAUCCUAAUUGUGUGGUCAGUGAAGUAACCAGUGCAGUAGCCAGUUCACCAUCUCCGCAUAGUGAUAAUUAUGUACAGUUUAUCUUAGCGAUCGAACGGAUAGAUAUUUUUCCCAAGCACCUCGUGACAACGGAAAAGUAUUCAAAAUCACUGUACACAUAUUUGCAAUUCAGGUGUGAUGCGUUUGACCACUCAGUCGAUUUGAUAUUAAACAUACGCGAACAAACAAUACACUAUUCGACAUUACUUUAAUUUAAUGUAUUUCAGUUUACGUGUACGUGUAGCGUGGACCGUGUUUUAAUGCAUACCACAAUCGUGUAGAAUUGAAUAUA
Anopheles cruzii is the source of this 2076-nucleotide messenger RNA. It is a transcript of the gene frc, whose product is annotated as UDP-sugar transporter UST74c. Gene Ontology annotation, molecular function: GDP-fucose transmembrane transporter activity; antiporter activity. Gene Ontology annotation, cellular component: Golgi apparatus. The transcript has a single exon. The record is from RefSeq and is a predicted model, not a curated record. The coding region runs from base 580 to 1617 and encodes 345 amino acids. NCBI's taxonomy places the organism in Eukaryota, Metazoa, Arthropoda, Insecta, Diptera, Culicidae.